Messenger RNA from Synchiropus splendidus (mandarinfish), 4131 nucleotides. It is a transcript of the gene stk40, whose product is annotated as serine/threonine kinase 40. Bases 580 to 1908 code for a protein of 442 amino acids. The transcript has 11 exons. The record is from RefSeq and is a predicted model, not a curated record. Gene Ontology annotation, molecular function: protein kinase activity; ATP binding. Gene Ontology annotation, biological process: protein phosphorylation. NCBI's taxonomy places the organism in Eukaryota, Metazoa, Chordata, Actinopteri, Syngnathiformes, Callionymidae.
GUUGUGUAUGCUGACCUCCAUAGUCCGAAAACAGUUACUGCAUUUAGUUUUGAUUCCAUUUGUCGCCCUGUUAUUAACAAAUACAUUCCCUUUAUCAGGUAACUGUUUGGAUUGACCAGCUGUUUGCAACAGGCUUGUACAGCUGAUAUUUAUUAAUGCAACAACUGUUAGUUGUUUAGAUCUACAUGUAAAGAGUUAUUUUUACGUGUGUGCAGUUAUUUUUAGCAUCUACUGAGUAGGCUGCUUGAGUUAGAGUGUAAUUGGAUAUCAAUCAGCAAUUAUGACUCGUUGCUUUUUUGGUGCCAGCUACAUUUGCAUUUCUAGACGGGUGGCGUGGAGCGUGGCGGUGGGCAGUUCUCGAGGACAUCUAUUUGUUCUGAUACUAUUUAAGGAUCCCACAUGUCUCGUAGGCACAGAAGUGUCUCUCGCCUCCUUUUUUGUGUGAUAUGAUUCAGAGACUGUAUCUGUUCUCGUCCUCCCAGCGGUACAGUCAGAGGCGGUCGUGCUCUCAAGAUCGCUGGCUGAGCAAGGAGGCGCGGCACUGUCAGAAAAGGGUAGUUGUGCACUGUCAUCGCACUGAUGUCAUCUAGCCUCAGCAUGUCCAAGCGGCGUUCCUCGGACAGGGGUGCUGGAGAUACUACAGGCAGGGCCAACAAGCUGCAAUGUCCUGGGAUUUCCGGCAGUAACGCUAAGAGAGCUGGGCCAUUCAUUCUUGGGCCUCGUCUGGGCAACUCACCAGUCCCCAGUAUAGUCCAGUGUUUGGCUCGGAAAGAUGGCACAGAUGAUUUCUAUCAGCUCAAAAUCCUGACACUAGAAGAGCGUGUGGAUGCUGCUGGGGAGACACAAGAGGAGCGACAGGGGAAGAUGCUGCUACACACAGAGUACUCGCUACUUUCUUUGCUGCACAACCAGGACGGUGUGGUCCACCACCAUGGCCUCUUCCAGGAUCGAGCAUAUGAAAUAGUUGAAGACAUGGAAGCUAACAAGGUGCGAAAGAUGAAGAAGAGGAUCUGCCUGGUGCUAGACUGCCUGUGCGCUCACGACUUCAGCGACAAGACUGCAGACCUGAUAAACCUCCAGCAUUAUGUGAUCAAGGAGAAGCGUCUCAGCGAGCGCGAGGCCAUCGUCAUUUUCUAUGACGUUGUGCGUGUGGUCGAAGCCCUUCACAAGAAAAACAUUGUGCACAGAGACCUGAAGCUUGGAAACAUGGUGCUAAACAAACGAACCCACCGAAUCACCAUCACCAACUUCUGCUUGGGGAAACACCUGGUGAGUGAAGAAGACCUGCUGAAAGACCAGAGAGGAAGUCCUGCAUAUAUAAGCCCUGAUGUAUUAAGUGGUCGGCCAUACCGCGGCAAGCCCAGCGACAUGUGGGCUCUCGGCGUGGUCUUGUUCACCAUGCUUUAUGGCCAGUUCCCUUUUUAUGACAGCAUACCUCAAGAGCUCUUCCGAAAGAUCAAGGCUGCUGAAUACACCAUCCCAGAAGAUGGCCGUGUGUCCGAGAACACUGUGUGCCUGAUCCGAAAGCUGCUGGUCCUGGAUCCUCAGCACAGGCUGACUGCAGGAGAAGUGCUGGAGUCCCUCAGUGCCAUCAUUGCAUCGUGGCAGUCGGUUUCCUCCAUGAGCGGCCCCUUGCAGGUUGUCCCAGAUAUUGAUGAUCAAGUCAAUCACCCGGAGCACCUACAAGAGGCCAAGGCGAUCGAAGAGUCUUCACAGUACGAGUUUGAGAACUACAUGCGUCAGCAGCUGUUGCUUGCCGAAGAGAAGAUCACUAUCCACGAGGCCAAGAGCUUCCUCACCAAGCGGCAGUUUGGCAGCCUCCCGCCUGUGAGGCGACUGGGUCAAGACGCGCAGCCCGUCAGCCCCUUGGACGCAGCCAUAUUGGCUCAACGUUUCCUUCGCAAAUAAUCCUCCGUCGCCCCGGUGAAAGAGGUCGCUGGACUGUGUGGGCCUCACUGAACUUCCAGGCCAGGUUGAAGGUGGGAUUGGGGAGGAACUGAGCUGGAGCAGAGUGGCAUCCCAUCCUCCUCCUCUGCUCCAGCAACAGCCCACCUCGCCCUGGUCCCCUGAAUACAGGGUCACGUAGCAAGCCCAUUUCCUCUCCAUUACACCAUUGCUGGUCCAGUCACCGAUCUUACCCUCUCUCACUGGUUCCUCCGCAGAUCUGACCCAGUCAGGUCUGCAACAUCAAAUCUACCUCCUCCACGUUUUCUAUCGCUCGCCGUUCCCCGACCAGGAACAGAGCCUCCACACCACCGGUGACAUAAAGCAUUACUGUUCUCUCUCUCCGGAACCUUCCGUCGGGUUUCCCUUGAACCGAAUAAGCUUUUAAUGACAGUAGCAUUUUUACCCUGACCUUUGACAUUGAAGGCGUCUGCUUUAGCUCGUCCCUGUGGACUAUCUAUUUUUAGCAUCCAGGCAGCUACUGUGAGGUACCUGGAAGACACAAAGCCAAGAAUGAAACUAUGCCAAGGCGUAUUGAUGGUAAAUCUUCCUGAGUGCCAUUAAAACUAUGUGGCGCCGUCAUGUUUCCAAUGCCAAAUCAUGUCUUCAAACAAAAUACAGCCACGGAACCGGUACACGCCGUCAGUCGACCACCACCCUCCCUCUGUUCGAGUGUGAAUUCUUCAAUCCAGUCUCUGUACCCUUGAGUGCGUGCGGCUGAGCCUUUAAGCUAUUUUACAACCUUCUGUUAUCUGGCCCACUUUCACGGCAAACACUGUGAAACCAGAGCACGCUUGGACCGUGGUCGCUGUCCGGCAUCAUGGGUGAUCAUCAUGUGUUAGAGCCAUUGUCGGGGCGGGGGGGUGAAACUGAAGUGUGAGACUACAACUUUUUUUUAGGUUGAUUUUUUUUUUUUUUUUUUGUGAUUAAAUGGUAACUGAAUGGGAGUCACUUUUAUUGCUUCUCUAAAAAGUAGACAGAUUACUAGGUAGCUCGAUGGUAACAGAUGUGUACACAAGAAUGUUUUGGAGCUCGUACUUGCCCUUCAUCCCUAAGAUGAUACACCGCCCUCAGUUUUCGUUGGUUUGUUCCCUUUCACAUCAGCUCCUCAAUGGCUCCAACACAUUCUCCCCACAUCCUCAAUGGAAAUGCGCAUCCUCUGGAAAACUGCUGGUGACUGUUCGCGUUUCUAUUCUUCCUCCGUUUACUUCACCAUCCAGCUGGAAUAUUUAUCAAUCAUCUUCAUUUGAGUUAUUUAUUCUCACCUUGGUGUCAACUUUGCUCAUCACUGCAACCAUUAGGGUUCAAUGACAAGGCUUUCCCCUCCUUAACUUAUGCUAGUAAGGUUGUUUUUUUUGCCCCCCAUUUUCAUUUGUGUACAGCUUAAGAGUAGCAACUGUCACCUCCAUUUUCCAAUCACAAAGUCAGUGGUCGACUCAAGCUACACUAACUAGACUGACUUUUGCAUAUUCCUUACUGGGAAAUGGUGUGUGAGAUGUUCCGAGACGUUUUUUGUUUUUAAAUACACAAACUGCACUCUCUGGUCAGUAUGUAAAUAUUACACCACAACAAUGCAGUUUUUUUUAAGGAUACACACACACAGGUAGUCAUAAAUUGAAAGCCACAUCUAAGUCCAAACUAGCAACGCGAGGGUUUUCUCCCACCUCAAUGUGAAGUUUGUGGUUCAACAGCAGUAUUGUAGUUCAUCAGAAGAGGUCGUGUCGUAGCUGUCGGUGGUUUCUGUGCAGUGUCUCAUGCCACGAGUCACAAUUCCGCCCCACAUGCAGAUCAAUAGAUUUUAAUGUUGUUUGCCCUCUUGAAAAGUGUUCUAGCUUGUGGGUCGUGCCACACUGAAUGUUAGUCUGAUUCCAGAAGCAUGAGCGUCAUGUGAGGUGAAACUGUUGCAUGAUUUGGACAGGCAAACAUAAUUGGAUAUUGAAUCAACUAUUUCUCCUCUUUAAUUCUUCCCCCCCCUUUUUUUUUUUUUUUCAAACUUUCUUCCACACUUUUCCAGCGUGCUCGCUGACUGCUUCACCCGGACACUCUGUGUAGGAUCAUGUGUUAUUAAAGCUGCUCGAUCAGAAACGGGCGUCUAGAUACAUUGAAAAACUGCGUAAUUGUACAGAUGAUAAACACGUUUGUAUAAAAACAUAUUUUUGUACUUCAUCAGAUCUCUACAUGCAUGUC